AGCUUUAUGGAGGGGAAUGCGCAGCGAUGGCGAUGGCGCCACCGGAAGCACGAUCUUCUCGGCGGAUUCCAGCUUUAAAUCCGGCAUUCAAUCGGUUCGUGGUUGGAGCUUUCUUGUUCUUGCAGCUGUCGCCACGGUGGGUGGAAAUCCCUGGCUGCAUUGCCGCAGAUGCCUAGGAUAGCUCGUAAUCUCGGCCAGCGGAGCUAAGAUUUCGCCAGAUUUGGAUGGCGCAGUCGGUGUCGCUGGAAUCUCUGGGCGCCUGGGCGAACGAGCUCCAGCGCUCGAGGAGUACGCGGAGUGGGAGCGUGAGGAACUGGAGAUUGAGCUCGGAUAGUGUGUUUGGGCAAUCCGUGUACCAGCAGCAUGCCGAGGACGACGAGGAGGCGCUCAAAUGGGCGGCAAUCGAGAGGCUUCCUACCUAUGAUCGCCUGGGCACUACCAUUCUCACCAAUUAUGUCGAAGGCAACAGGUUAAAUCGCCAAGUGGUGAGCAUCGAGAACAUUGGUCCAGUGGAGCGCCAGGAAUUCAUAAACAAGCUCAUCCAAGUCACCGAGGAGGAUAACGAGAAAUUCUUGCGCAAGCUUCGAAAGCGCAUUGACAGAGUUUCUAUACAAUUGCCUACUAUCGAGGUGCGUUUUCAAGAUGUCACUGUACAAGCGGACUGCUAUCUCGGAACGAGAGCUUUGCCAACUCUGUGGAACGCUACCCGAAAUACCAUCGAGGGGAUAUUAGACGUAUCUAAAUUGUUGCCAAUGAAGAAGACGUCCAUGACUAUGCUUCGCAACGUCAGUGGUAUUAUCAAACCUGGGAGGAUGACUCUGCUGCUCGGUCCACCUGGUUCUGGAAAGACCAGUUUGCUACUUGCUCUUGCGGGAAAGCUCGAUCCCGCCCUGAAGGUCGAGGGCCAGAUUUCAUACAACGGUCAUUCUCUUGAAGAGUUUGUGCCUCAGAAGACCUCAGCCUAUAUCAGUCAGCACGACUUUCAUCUAGGAGAACUGACCGUCAGAGAAACUCUAGAAUUCUCAUCGCAAUGUCAAGGUGUAGGAGCAAGAUAUGAAAUGUUGGCAGAGCUGGCUAGGAGAGAAAAACAAGCCGGCAUUUUUCCUGAGGCCGACAUCGACUUCUUUAUGAAAGCAACUGCAGUGGAAGGCCUACAUAGUAGCCUUGUGACUGAGUAUUCGAUGAAAAUUCUUGGAUUGGAUCUUUGCGCAGACACGUUAGUUGGAGAUGACAUGCUCAGAGGCAUAUCUGGCGGCCAAAAGAAACGAGUUACAACCGGGGAGAUGAUUGUUGGACCCACUCGGACUCUCUUUAUGGAUGAGAUUUCCACUGGGCUGGAUAGCUCAACGACAUUCCAAAUUGUGAAAUGUCUCCAGCAGUUUGUCCAUCUUCUGGAGAGCACCGUGCUAAUGUCUCUACUUCAGCCUGCACCUGAGACAUUUGAGCUUUUCGACGACAUUAUUUUGUUGUCAGAGGGUCAAAUUGUUUAUCAAGGGCCUCGGGAACUUGUUCUUGAGUUUUUUGAGGCCUGUGGAUUCAAGUGUCCUGAAAGAAAGGGUGUAGCCGAUUUUCUGCAAGAGCUUACUUCUCAGAAAGAUCAAGCUCAAUAUUGGUGGGACGAAACUAAACCAUACGAAUAUGUUUCGGUGAAUGACUUCGUGCAGCUCUUUAAGCAAUCUCGUGCUGGUGAACUGCUGGCCGAAGAAUUUUCAUGCCCGUUUGACAAAGAAAGAAGUCAUAAAGCAGCACUAGAGUUUAGCAAGUAUGCUAUUGGCGGAUGGGAUCUCUUCAAAGUUUGCUUCGCGAGGGAAUGGUUGCUGGUCAAACGAAAUUCUUUCAUCUUCAUAUUCAAGGGAGUUCAGGUAUGCUUAUAUAUUACGGAAUCGUUAUGUGACGUGUUUUCGCAGAUAUGUAUCGUGGCUUUCAUUGGUAUGACGGUUUUCCUUCGCACUGAAAUGCACCGCGAUAACGAGCAAGAUGGUUUCUAUUUUCUGGGAGCUCUGUUUUUUACUCUGAUCAUGAUCAUGUUCAAUGGGUUUGGCGAAUUACCGAUGACUUUGACGCGGCUGCCUAUAUUCUACAAGCAACGGGAUCUGCUAUUCUAUCCCUCUUGGGCUUUUGCUCUACCAAUGAUCGUGUCCAGGAUACCAAUGUCUAUUGUCGAAGUGACAAUUUUUAUUGCCAUGACGUACUAUGUUAUCGGCUUUGCACCUGCUGCUGGAAGGUUUUUCCGGCAGUAUUUGCUUCUCUUCGUUUUGCACCAAAUGUCUUCCGCUAUGUUUCGUUUUAUUGCCGGAGUAUGUCGAACUAUGGUGGUGGCAAAUACGGGAGGUUCCGUUGCACUCCUUAUCGUUUUCAUGCUGGGAGGCUUUAUCAUUCCUAGAGCUGAAAUUCCAAAGUGGUGGAUAUGGGGAUAUUGGAUUUCGCCCCUGACUUACGCUGAAAAUGCUAUAAGCGUCAACGAGAUGCUUGCACCUGAAUGGGACAAGCAAGUUCCCGGCCGCAAUAUGACCCUCGGAAAGGCUAUUUUGCAAGAUCGCGGCCUCUUUACAGAGGCGAACUGGUAUUGGAUCGGGGUUGGUGGCCUUAUAGGCUUCGUAUUUUUGUUCAAUGUUCUUUUUACACUGGCGCUCGCUCAUUUAAAUCCUUUAAGUGCGAAGAGAGCUCUAUCUGAGCAACCUGUUUCUGAUCAGAAGAGAAUAUUGUCAUCUAGACGUGAAUCCAUGCCAUCCGAGCAUAAACACAGCAACAGAACUGGUGAAGUGGAGAUGCAGGCUUCAGCAUCAACUUCGUCCCGUCAGCUGUCCGAUAGACGAGGAAUGAUACUGCCAUUUCAGCCUCUGGCAAUAGCAUUCAAGGAUAUUAAGUACUACGUGGACAUGCCCGCCGAGAUGAAAAGUCAAGGGUUGACAGAGAGCCGGCUGGAGCUUCUGCAUGAUAUUACUGGAGCAUUUAGACCCGGAGUUUUAACAGCAUUGAUGGGUGUGAGUGGAGCUGGAAAGACUACAUUGAUGGACGUGCUUGCUGGAAGGAAAACCAGUGGCUACAUCGAAGGGGAUAUUUGGAUAUCUGGCUUUCCAAAGAAACAAGAAACGUUUGCAAGAAUCUCAGGAUACUGCGAGCAGUCGGACAUCCAUUCCCCUCAAGUUACUAUUUACGAAUCGCUGUUGUUUUCGGCCAGACUUCGGCUCCCAAAUGAAGUCGAUCGCAACACUCAGGAGCUCUUUGUUCACGAGGUCAUGGAACUCGUUGAACUGGACAUUGUCAAGGACGCACUUGUUGGUAUUCCAGGAGUCAGUGGUCUCUCUACAGAGCAGAGAAAGCGACUGACGAUCGCUGUCGAGCUUGUUGCCAAUCCUUCUAUCAUCUUUAUGGACGAACCGACCUCUGGCCUGGACGCCAGAGCUGCUGCAAUCGUCAUGCGAACCGUUCGGAAUACUGUUGAUACUGGACGGACUGUUGUGUGUACAAUACAUCAGCCUAGCAUCGAUAUUUUUGAAGCGUUUGAUGAGUUGCUUCUCCUUAAGCGCGGUGGCCAGGUGACAUACGCAGGACCUUUAGGAAAACGUUCUCACAAGCUUAUCGAGUACUUCGAGGCCGUUCCUGGAGUCACUAGAUACCGAGAUGGAACUAAUCCUGCUGCCUGGAUGCUCGAAGUAACGUCACCUUCAACAGAGCAUAGCCUCAACACCGACUUUGCUCAGCUCUAUCUCAACUCUCCGCUGUUUCAGCGUAACAUAGCACUGGUGAAGGAGCUCUCCUCCCCUGCUCCAGGAGCCAGUGAUUUAUACUUUCCAACAAAAUACUCCCAACCAUUCCUUACGCAAUUCCGCUCAUGCCUGUGGAAGCAGAACUUGACAUACUGGAGAAGCCCCGACUAUAACUGCGUCAGGCUAUGUUUUACUCUCUUCUCCGCCCUUCUCUUCGGAACCAUUUUCUGGAAGUUUGGACUUAAGAGGGAGAAUCAGUCCGACUUGCUUAACGUGAUGGGUGCGAUGUACGGGGCUGUCAUAUUUCUUGGUGUAAAUAACAGUGCCACAGUUCAGCCCGUCGUCGCCACGGAAAGGACCGUCUUUUACAGGGAGCGAGCGGCAGGAAUGUAUUCGGCUCUUCCCUACGCUUUAGCACAGGUCAUCGUCGAGAUACCAUACGUUCUCUUCCAGACGCUCAUGUACGGUGGCAUCACUUACGCCAUGAUCCAGUUCGAGUGGAAAGCCUCGAAGUUCUUCUGGUACCUCUACGUCAUGUUCUUCACCUUCCUCUACUUCACAUACUACGGGAUGAUGGCCGUGGCGAUCACACCAAACUACCAGAUCGCGGGCAUCCUCGCGUCGGCAUUCUACUCGCUCUUCAACCUCUUCUCGGGCUUUCUCAUACCAAAACCCAAAAUUCCAAAGUGGUGGCAGUGGUAUGUGUGGAUUUGCCCCGUUGCUUACACCGUCUAUGGCCUCAUUACGUCCCAGUAUGGGGACGUGAAUUCGGAGCUCCAAAUCCCCGGCCAGCCCAGCAAGCCCAUCAAGCUCUUCCUUAAAGACUACUUCGACUACGAUCAACAGUUCCUUGGCGUGGUGGCGGCCGUGUUGUUUGGAUUCGCAGCCUUCUUCGCAUUUAUGUUCGCGUUUUGCAUCCGCGUCCUCAACUUCCAGCGCCGCUAAAACAUUGGAAGAACAACGAAUAGAUGAAGAACAGGAUAUUCCAACGAAUGUUCUUAUCCAUCCAGAAGAUUCAGUCCAAUCCAAUCCGGCCGUCCACGUGCUGGCCAUUCGAUCCGGAGCCGUUGCUUUGUUUUUAACCCACAUGUUGUUAUUCCGUUUGAGCGCCGCCUUUAAUUCCCACGUCACGCUGCUGACGUGGCUGCUACCCGUUA
Selaginella moellendorffii is the source of this 4867-nucleotide messenger RNA. Its product is annotated as ABC transporter G family member 29. The transcript is spliced from 23 exons. The record is from RefSeq and is a predicted model, not a curated record. Gene Ontology annotation, cellular component: membrane. Gene Ontology annotation, molecular function: ABC-type transporter activity; ATP binding; ATP hydrolysis activity. Bases 225 to 4655 code for a protein of 1476 amino acids. Lineage: Eukaryota; Viridiplantae; Streptophyta; Lycopodiopsida; Selaginellales; Selaginellaceae.